Messenger RNA from Nomia melanderi (Alkali bee), 2936 nucleotides. The record is from RefSeq and is a predicted model, not a curated record. Lineage: Eukaryota; Metazoa; Arthropoda; Insecta; Hymenoptera; Halictidae.
ACCGAGCUGGAGGAAUUAACCAUAGAUCGAGGAAACCGGUUAGCUCGGCAUCAAGCUCCGAACCUCACGGCAGUUCGUUCUUGGUCACGGCAGACAGUUGUUCGUGACAUUAAUGUAUCGUAGUUCAACUAAAUUUGAAUCGUCAGUGUGUUCACUUUUUUUUCAAGUUUUCGGUCGUCUGCAGUUUUUGUGAGACAUUUGCUGGUGCAAACAGCUGGCGCUCGAAAGCAUAUUCUCCUGUUAUAAUUUUAACGUUCGUUGCCGACGGCACAUGCUAAUAGAAAUUUUGUGGAUUAAUUAAAUACGAACAAUGGUAAUAAUUUCAUUAAUUCACGACAAUUCGAGAGCCUUUUAUGUACCUACUGUGAUACGUAAGAAAGGAGUGCACUUUUACUGAAAACAAAAGCAGCUGAAUUGCUGUGUGGAGGAGAACUGUUUCGCGGCCAAUGUUUGUUGGAGUUACGAGUCGAGUGGCGGGAGAUGGUUGAAGAAUAAAAUAAAACGAGAAAGGAGAACUGUGAUGUCAUAGCAUGUACCAAAGAAAAGUUACCUGGCAUUGUUUUGUUACCGAUUGUCGAUCAAGAACAACGUGAUUUUGUCAGGAAUAUAAAUAACGUGUUUGCGAAACGUGGAAAAAAUCGUCGUCGUAAUAAUUGCACUGGGUGAAUGUGGAAAUUAGACAAAAACUUGAGAGUGAAACGUGACUAGUAGUGGGCCGCUUCGAGGAUACUAAAUAUAAAGAAUACUAUUUAUAAAAUCAAACCGUGAGUGGAUGUUUAUCAACGGUCGGUACCUCACAAUUAAUCGCUUUUCCAGCGAGCUAGAUGGAGGAAACGUUGGAAAGAGGAUACUUUCAUUGGGCAGAUUGGCUGGUGUUCGGGGUGAUGCUCGCCGUGUCUGCCGCCGCAGGAUUAUGGCAUUACAGAAAAGCGCAGAAGUCGAGCACGGAAGAUUAUCUCCUCGGAGGAAAGAGCCUGGGUCUCUUCCCGGUGUCUGCUUCUCUCGUAGCAAGUUUCAUCUCUGGUGUAACGAUUCUCGGGACACCGGCUGAGAUAUACAAUUUCGGGACUCAAUACUGGAUCACUAUCAUUUCCAUAUUCUUCUCUGGAGUAGUCGUAGCCACGGUCUACGCACCUGUAUUCGUGGAAAUGGGACUUAAUUCCGUGUACGAGUAUUUAGAGAUAAGAUUUAAUCGUGGCGUAAGGACCCUCAUAUCGUUGAUCUUCGUUAUUGAUGUGGUACUUUACCAAUCGAUCGUGGUCUACGUUCCUGCAUUAGCGCUAAAUCAAGUGAGCGGCAUUGAUGUGCAUUUGAUCGGGAUCGUUGUAUGCUUCACGUGUGUGUUCUAUACCGUUCUGGGUGGCAUCAGAGCAGUAGUAUGGACGGAUGCUCUGCAAGUUGGGGUCAUGAUCGUUGGUGUUGUAACUGUUACCGUGUUGGGCACAUAUCAUCUCGGUGCAGCGGAGAUAUGGAAGGAAGCAUUAAAUGCCAAUAGAAUAGAGUUUCUGAACUUCGACCCAUCCCCGUUCACGAGACAUACGGUGUGGACUGUGUUGAUCGGCUCGUGGCUCUACAGCACCGCAUACAUAGCUGUGAAUCAGACCAUGGUACAGCGUUACAGAUCACUGAAAGAUUUGGCAACGUCCAAACUAUCUUUGGCGAUAUUUACUAUCAGCAUUAUGUUGUUCAUAUCGCUGUGUUGUUGGUGCGGUCUUGUUCUGAUAGCGUGGUGGUCUCCACCAAAAUGUGAUCCCAGAGCUAUUGGUUUGAUCACCGCCGACGAUCAACUAUUUCCGGCUUACGUCAUGGAAAUUGCAGGCCAUUUGCACGGAAUACCUGGCCUUUUUAUUGCCGCCAUUUUUGGCGCUGCACUCAGCACCCUUUCCGUGGGCUUCAAUUCAACUUCCGUCGUCGUUUUGGAAGACUUCAUAAAGGGUUGUUUCGGACUGCAACUGAGCGACCGAUGUUCGUUCAUCUUCGUGAAGAUGCUGGUCGUUCUCCUUGGUUCGAUUGCUCUGGGCUUGUUAUUUCUGGUGGAGAAACUGGGUGGUAUUUUAGCCAUAACGGGAAGUCUCGCAGCGAUAGCGGCGGGUACUUCGUUUGGGGUAUUCACGUUGGGUAUCCUCUUUCCAUGGACGAACUCUAAGGGCGCAUUCAUGGGCGCCAUUGUAGGUUUUGUGGUAGCUGGUUGGGCGAGUUUCGGUGCAAACUGGUCUAUCGGUACUGGGCAACUGGUCGCUAAGAAACUUCCUGUGCCUCUCUCCCAUUGCCCGGCCAAUAUCUCGAAAAGUUUCUUAAUGCAGUUCGAGCAUCCGGAUGAAGAUGAAGUAUUUCCCCUUUAUCGGUUGUCGUAUCACUGGAUUACCGGUCUCGGGGCAAUAAUCGUAAUCAUCGUUGGUAACUUCAUCAGUUGGUGGACUGGUCCGAUAGAUCCUUCUACCAUUGAUAGGAAAUUGCUGUCACCAGUAAUACAUUCAUUGCUGCCAAAGCCAACGCUUCUUAGUAACAUUAAUAUUGAACACAUUGUUCCACCUACUGAUUUCCAGGCUACCGCCAACCUCUUGUUAGCGGAUUUGAAAAAGAAACGGAGAAGUCAAAAUUUCCCCAAUGGAAUCACAACAUAGCGCUGAUGUUAAAUAUUCAUCAUACAUUCAAAGCAACGGUGCUGGAACACUUUUACUUCGUUGAUGACACAAAUGUUUCAAUAUUUGCAUCCACGAUUCUACUAAAGAUUUCAAAGCCGAUAAGCCGGAGAACUUUACGUAUUACCUAUGUCACUGUACCUUACAUCGAACUAAAUGCCUUAACAGGCAAUAGAAGUUAUCCUCUUGUCACCAACAGUUUUAAGGACCGAUCUAGAAACAGCAAAUCACAUCUUUGUACACUUACGUGCACAAAUGCAAUUACUAGUGCAAUUUACAUACUGUUUUAUAUUG